Protopolystoma xenopodis is the source of this 489-nucleotide messenger RNA. The record is from the annotation of a GenBank genome assembly. NCBI's taxonomy places the organism in Eukaryota, Metazoa, Platyhelminthes, Monogenea, Polystomatidea, Polystomatidae.
AUGUCGCCUGCAUCUGUUGAACACCAGUUAGUGACACCAACUCAGGCUGUACCGUACACAGGCAAACAACGCCCGCCCAACACCGACCAACAACUGGUCUUGUGGGGCAUGGCGAAUCCGUGGCGAUGGGCUGCCAGGGACACCGCUAAAGACGACCCGAAACUGCAAUUGACCAAAGCAGCACCGGCUCCGGCUGCCACAUGUCUGGCGAUUGCAGCACAAACACAGGCCUUCUUGAUUGGUUUCGUCGAUGGAACCGUCUGCCAGCGAGCUCGUGGCACUGGGGAAGAUAUGAGCAGACGUGGUCGUGACAGUGGAAGUCGACCUGGCAACUGGUCGACUGAUGUGUAUCCGAGGCAGUUUGAGGGAGGCCGGCUUCACGGAGCCGUUGCAUGCAUUGAUGUGCAUCCCUCAAGGGCGGAUUGUAUGGUAGUUGGUACGUCGUUUACGCACAUUCGCAGUCCAGUUUUGGAGCAUAAGUCCCUUUAA